CAUUUACUUGUUGGCAUGUAUGUAUCAGAAGGCUGUAAUAACGGAUUAUUCGGUGCGCUCUUUUUGAUAUAUUGUAUUUGUAUACUGUACUGAGCAGCAGGACUAAAAGUUGGUGUGGAGUAAAUCAGCUGUCUUACCAUGUUUUGUCCAGCAGGGGGCAGCAGCAGCUCUCCAUACGAUCGGAUGUACAGAUUUAAAAGGAACCUUUAUUGCAGCAGGUUUCCACAUUUGAGAAAUUCACUGUUAAAGCCAGUUUCCCUAAAGCUUAAUGGACGCAUUAUUUAAUAUACAAAUUUGCAUACGACUCCAGAACUAUAAAGGUACUUUUUGUCACUUGGCUUUUCGGCACUUCUUAAAUCAGUUUAAUAUUUUUAGCUGUAGGUUUCAGGAAACACGUUUAGGAAUCAUCAGGAUUGUGGUAAAAAUACUACAUUAUUUGCUUUAUUUCUGGAUUAAGUUAUUCUGGUGUUAAGCUUCCUUUUGAUUGAGUUAAUAAUUCUCAGACUUCCCCAACCAGCAAGAUAUUUGGUUCUGCUUCCAAGAAACACAUUUACACGCAGCGUACUGUACAUUCAGAGGAAUUACAUCACACUACCGUUAUAGCCCGGAGCUACACUGCAUUUUGUCAACGACGCAGUGACGAAUGUUUGAGAAGAGUGAUCACACCUUGUCUCGCUUUUCUUUUAGGCUGUAUUUGGUUAUUAACCUUAAAUAAUGAUGUCUCCCUGUGCGUGGUGCUAACAAAACAAAUUAGCUUUUAAACAAAAGGGCACCAUGAAAUGUGUCUUACAGAUUUACCCUCAGGCAGACGUUAUCUCACAAAGAUGUGGCAGCAAUUCUCCAUCAUCAUAAGCAGUUGAGGAAAAGUUGAUCUUAAAUCAGACCCAUCUGUACAAACUGUAUCCAAAUUUCAACGAAAUAAGUAUUAUUUUUAUUAACAAAAAGGAUAUUGUGACGGCAUGUGGAAGUUCCUGGUAAGUGUCCGCAUGGUAACUCACCAUCCGAUCACACGCUGACACACACGCUGACAAUUACCAGCAUUGCCGUCACGCAUGAUAUUUAUUCAUUGAAACCUUGGGUCAAGCAUAACAAAUCACUGAGCUUCCCCUCAUUUCAAGUGAUGCCAGGAAAUUCACAGAGAAGAUAAGACAAGACAUAAGACUUUUAGGUUUUUUAGUUUUAAGCCUUCCAAGAAAAGUCUGAUGAAUGAAAAUCACUCUUUAGUUGAUGCAUAUGAACAUAUAAACAUACGAAUCCAGUUCUCAUUGAACGAUUAACCUGUGAAAAAAGCAGCAGGAAAAAUGCAUUGCAAACACACUUAUUCAUAAUGCCCUAUGAAUAAAGUUGAUAGUACCAAAAAAUAUCAUUUUUCAAGGCUUCCAAAACAUGCAGACAGCCACAAACUCUUCCUCCAGCCCUUCUCACCACGACCCAGAGAACAGCGCACACUCUGUGUGGGGAGAUUCUUAUUGGGACCAUAAUGGGAGUCAUGAGGAUCUACUCUUUUCGACAGGAAGCUGUAAACAAAAAAAAAAGAAACAUCUCAUCUGUCCUCAAAGUACGACUCGGUGGCCUGUGUUUGUGGACACACAAAGACAAGCCCCUCGCUCGCGUCAACCAGGGACGUAGCAGAACAACCGGACUCGGCCUGUGCACAAAUGUGACCCGUGAGUCGAGACCUUUAUCUCAAGUUGACCUUCUGCACGGAACAAGGUGAGCGUUUACCUCCUUCCUGUGGGAUUGCAGCACUGGGAGUGUGCGCCGACUUCCUCGCGGUGUGUUCUGACUGCAUGUUCUCAGUUACUUGAAACCAAUUCCCAUGAACGGUCUUAUUGUUUGCUAAACGUCGGUUAUACCACGUCAGUCAACCAUGCAGAGCAAACACGCACCUUGCGAGUUCCUGAGAACAGCGUGUUUGUCAUCAGAGGUAACAAUUUACUGCUGUUAACCACAAUAGGCUGGAGUACAGCGUGUAGCGACAAGAGGCCGAUGCCCUCCGGUGUCUCGCUGCCAUGAGCUCCUUUCAAACAUCUUUCUUCGGCAAGUCACUUUCCCCCAUUCAUCUCCCACUCCUCCUUUUUGAUUUACCCUGCGCACGUUUGAACGUGAUGUUUUUAAUCCUCCGUCUUCUCAAAGGGUUUUUCAUCAGCCAGCUGUGCGUCGGUCAACUGAGAGCACAGCUGGGCACCACGCCGAACAUUAAGCACAUUGUGGUUGGACGGUGCUACAAUUACAUCACUCUAGUUAACCCCAGCUUGAGGAUUGACUGUGAGGAGAUCUGGCGACGGUUUGAGGAGUCGGUCGUCUUCCGGUCCUCGUUCAACGCGACGGUGGAUUACAGUCAGAUGUUCGAUGCCAUUCCUCAAACGUGGCCUUGUAAUACGUGUCUCUUCUGGAGCAAAACCAGGAACCUGAUGCACAGCUACGCAGCUGUGGAGCGUCACUUCUGGACCUUGGAGGACACGCUGGUUGGCUUCAUGUUCAACGACCUGGUCUGGUGCGGACAGGAGAAACACUCCGGCUUUGGUUUCAGUUCCUGUCCGCCUUGGGCGGCGAGUACACAUCACCCAGUGUAUUCCCUGUGGAGGCACGCCUCACAGAACUUUGCGGAAAUGGCGUGCGGCAACAUCACUGUAUUGCUGAAUGGGUCCAUUUCCAACGCCUUCAACAGGGAAAGCAUGUUUGGAAGUGUCGAACUGGACGGUCUGGACCCCUGCAGAGUGGAUUACGUCAACAUAAAGGUGGUGACCAACCUGGAGGGACCUUUCACAGAAUCAUGUAGUAAAGGGUCCAUCGCAGACUUGAUCCAGGUCUUGCGGUCCAGAGGCUUCCGCUGGACCUGCACACACAACGACGAGACCCUGAUGAUCCUUCAGUGUGUUCAGAACCCCGAGCAGUCCUCCUGCCAACGAUGUGCAAGCGGCUUCUCGCACGGACGCGACCUCUAGUCCGCCUGAAUCACCCACAGAUUCAUGUGGCUGUUAAGACUGAAGGUGGACAAAAAUGAAUUGGCAGCUCAAAGAUUUCCCGAAGCAAAGUGCUUCGGUUUGCCCCUCGUUCUCUUCACUGGAUUCCAUUUCAUCAGCCGAUCAAGUCAGAGAAUUAAACUGUUUUCUGCAGCAAUAUGAUAUCUGACUAUUAUGGGUUAAAAGGCUCUCACACAUCCACAUGCUGUCAGAUCCUGGUGGAAUCAAAGCUUUAAAACGCUCCACCCUCUGCUCCUCCGUCACCGUCUGCAGCCACGGCCGAGGACCAGAGCCGGCCGCUUACAACCUGCCGUCCCUCCAGGAGUUUCUCCCCUCCAGGUCUCUGAGUCGGGCCAGAAAGAUUGUAGCCGACUCCGCUCUCUCCGUGGGGACAAACGGUUUGGUUCCCAAUUCGUCCGGCUGGAUGCUGCAGCCCAUCGGGACUGAAAGAGCUGCUGUCUGCAUGUGGACUCAUCAACAAAGCCUGUACAUACACUUUAAUAACAUGCUGGUUUGUUUGUUAUAUUUUAUUGGAAGUUUUCCUAUUUUCUGUUUUCAAGUCAUGUGUUUUACUGUCACCCUGUGUUUAACUUUUUGGCAAUAAAACGGUUUGAUUUCUGA
Molecule: messenger RNA, 3587 nt
Organism: Gasterosteus aculeatus aculeatus (three-spined stickleback)
Lineage: Eukaryota; Metazoa; Chordata; Actinopteri; Perciformes; Gasterosteidae
Source: RefSeq, a predicted model, not a curated record